UGGUCACGAAUGGGCAUGCGCGGAAUAGGUAAACCGGAAAUCAAGACAUUUGUAAUCAAAGAAUGAAAAUAAUGUAAAACUUCAGAACUAUUUAGGAAUUUCACGGAGAGAAAUGGAGAUUAUAGUACUUUUCAUCAGUUUCGUUACAUGUGCAUUUGCAAUUGACCCAAAUGUUACGAUUAUUGAUGAAGCUCCAAAAAUGGUGAUUGGUGUAAGUGGGAGGAAGGAAAUGAUAGCUACAAAAGACAAAGAUAUCUUCAUGACAUGUGUAGUACACAAUAAACCAGCUGAUAAAAAGGUUGAAUGGAGAGCUAUAGCUCCAGACAAUACAAAUAUUGAAAUCUCAGAAGAUCAAGAUUCAAAAGAUGCAUAUAGAUAUCAGAUUGAUCAACCUUCUGCUAUUUCAUGGAGGGUCAAAAUCCAGAACAUACAGAUUGCUGAUGAAAUGAGAUAUAUAUGCCAAGUAGAAAUUGGUCACCAAAAAUAUGCAACGGAGGAAAGAUAUAUUAGAGUUACAGAAAAACCUCAGAUUAUGGACUUACUGACCAGCAGUAACCAGCUGGUAGAAGAAGGAGAUCCAGUCCAGCUUACCUGUAACUGUACAGGAUGGCCAAGGCCAAAUGUUAAAUGGUCAAAAGUUGCUGGUGGGUUGCUGCCAAGUGGAGGACAAGAGUAUGCUGGAUACACAUUAAAUCUUGGUACUUCUCGACCAGACCACAGAGGUUACUACAAGUGUACCUGUCAGAACAUGGUUGGGAAAGACACCAGGAUUGUAUACUUGGGGGUUGUAUUCAAACCAACAAUUCAGGUUGGACAAAUGGAACCAGCUCAAGCCUAUGGGUACCAGAAAACAUUGGAAUGUGUUAUAGAAGCUUAUCCAGUGCCAUCAGAAGAUCAGAUCACAUGGACUCAUGAAAAUAUCCCUGUUCCAUCCAGUGCUAAAAUAAAGUACAUAGAAGGAGCCAUGAAUCGAGUCACCACCAAGCUAACAAUAAGAGGUGUAGAUCCAAAUGCUCUUGGUCUUUACACAUGUCAAGCCAGUAACAAUAAGGGAUCAACACAGGCAAAUAUAAAUUUGAAAUAUUCUAGCCAGCCAACACCAGAUAUAACUGGAGAAAUUAUAAGAAGUGGUGCCUCACUCAUCUCUAUCAGCAUAACAACGCUACUGAUGUUUGUCACAGUCGGACUUCUUCAUACAUGUAAAUUCUAGCAUCAUAGCAUGUCUUCAUACAUGUAAAUUGUAACCUCAAAGAAAUCAUUGUCUAUUCAUAUGUAUAUUUGAACUCGUCAUAAACAGAACCCUGAGAUCUUCAUAAAUAUACAACCGUCAGCUGUCAGAUUUAUACUGCACUAAAAUCUAGAUGUGUUAAUCCUGGAUCAUUUAACUUAUUAUUCAUCAGAGCGAUUUCUGAAAUUUGAACUGAUAUUUGAAAUACACUUUACAUACAAGGAACUUAAAUGAUUUUGAGAACUGAAAAAUAAAUUUCUUACUUUCGAAAGAAUUCAUUCUACCAUAUUAUAGCACUUGUCAAAAUGAGACACUUUUUAUGAAGAUAUAAGGAAAAUAAACAUAUUUUAAAUUGAAAUAUUUGAAUAAUUUAAUUCUAAGAUGACUAAAGUUGAAAAAUAUAAAAGUUAUAUAUUGGACGUGGUGUGUUAUUUGACUUAACAAAGUUGUAGAAUUAACGUAUGUGGUUGUGACAAGUUGUGACAUUUUGUUUUCAAAUGUUAAGAUUAGCAUAAUCUCAGUUAACCUGAAGGCAAUAAUUGUUGUUAUUGUUAAGUCUAUUUAUAUCAUAUUUGUAAAUUUAAAACAUAUAGUACCAAAUAUGCAGUUCUGUUAAUAGGUAUAAAUAAUGUAUAAAUGGGAGGUCAUAUGUAUUCACUUUUCAAACAUUAAGGCAAUUUAUGAUAGAAUUUUAUUUUAAAUAUUUGUAUGAAGUGUCUAGAUUUCUUAAAGUACCUACAAAUGCAUUUAAUACAAUAUAAAUUACUGUAGUUAUAUCAUAGUGUCAACAAAUCAAAACUUUUUGUAUCACAUUGCUGCUUUAACUAUUUGAGUGUGUUUAAAGUACAAGUUACCUUGUUAUAGUUAGAUGGGCCAUGAAUUCAGCAUUAGAUUUAUUUACUACAUGUUGUACAUUUAGUAAUGAUUGUUGUUAUUAACCAAUCAAAUCAGAGAAGACAUAAUAAGAGGAAUCCUAUAGGAGCAGCUUGACCUUGGUUUUUUUUUCAGUUUCUGUGCUAGCCACCAAAUUAAACAUGUUUCAUCUUACAAAUUUUCAAUCUUAAUUUAAAUAUUCAAACUACACACUCAAAUUACUUUAUAUCUGUAAAAAUUGCAAAACUGACAUUUUUCACCGGUUGUUUCAAAAAUUUUGAAGACAUUCCAUUUUUAUCAUUGUAUAUAUGUAAAUAUCAUCACUAUAUUUGUAUAAAAUGUGUAUAUUUGGAUGCAACUUUUUACAUAUCAUCAAUAUCUGUCAUAGUUUUUCUUUAUAGUUCAUAUAUUGAUUAUUAUCUACCUUCACAAAAUUUCAGGGAAUAACCAAAACUACAAGCCUUAAUUUAAAAUUUAAAAUAUAUUGAGUAAAACCUUGAUACACUGUGAGUGAGGAUUGUUUUCUACGAAAAUUUUCGAUUUUUUGGGCUUUUUUGAGAGUUUACGAUGUUAAAGUUUUAUAAUUUUAUUUACUUUUUUCGCUUAUAUAUAAACUAAACCCAUUUUAAGCUUGACAUGUAUGUUGAACAUAUAUUUAAUGUUUUUUUUUGAUAUAUUAAUUUUUGUACAUUACAAAUUCUUGAUGGUGAUAGAAAAAAUCUUCCAGCCUUGUAUAGUGUGAAAUAAAAGAUAAACAACUGGGAUUUUAUGAAAUCAUAGGAAUAUACUUGGAUUUUCAUUGUAAAUUACAUUGUGUGUUCUAUGACACUUUAGCAGGUACAUAUCAGUAGAUUUUUUUUUUGGGGAAUUUCUCGCUGCAUUGAAGACCUGUUGGUGACCUUCUGCUGUUGUCUGUUCUAUGGUCGGUUUGUUUGUCUCCUUGACACAUUCCCCAUUUCCAUUCUCAAUUUUAUUGUCAUACAUUCCACAUAAUUAUAUAUAAUGUAUAACAUAGAUUUUAAUUGUGUAUUUUUAUAUGGAACUUUUUGUACAUAUUUUAUUUUUUAUCAUAUAAAUGUUAUUGUUUGGAUAUGAAAUACAAAUUUUAAGGGCAAAGUGCUAUUACAAAUUUAAAUUUUCUUACAAAAUCUAGAGGUGAAAAAAAACAUCAAAGAUGUUUUAGAAAAAUAGAAAACAUUAUUAUAUACAGUAAAAAAACAAUCUAAAUGGAAAUAAAUUACUACAUAAAUCAAUCGUUUUUAUUAUCAAUUUUCUUGUAAGUUGUUGAUUCCCUGUACUUGUUACAGAAGCUUUUAAAAAAUUGUUAGCUUCUAUGAGGGUGGUAAUGGGGGUACCUUUAUGACGAAUAACGGUAAAAAUUCUUGCCAGAUGACGUUAACGGUAAUUUUUGAUGCAUGACGAUAAAAUGUACACUUUCUUUUAGACGAUAAAAAAAUCGGCUGAUUUUGACGAAUCACGUUAAAUUUUUUCCAAAAAUGACGGUAACGAUAAUUAUUUGAAACCUCUGAUGAAUCACGAUUAGGAUAUUUUGACGAAUCACGGUAAAAUUUAAACCAAUUUGAAGCUAACGGUAGCCGAAAAUGACCGUUUGACGCCUGACGGUAAAGUGCAUUACUACCCUCUUCUAUAGGUGAAAUGGUUUGAUCCAUGUUACUCCAUCUUGAAUUUACCUGAAAGGAGUUCUUUCUGAGGAGUUUUAAUUUGAUAAGAUUAGUAAGCAGUUUUAAAUGUUCAUGUGACAAUUAAAAAAACCCAGAAUAGACUACUUGGCAAAAAUUUGGUUUGUAGAUGAAUGCAUUACCUUUGAUUUGUGUUUUAUUCUAUUUGUUUUUAAUAUCUGAAGAUAUUUUUAAUUUGAUUCGAACAUUUUAUUGAAUUUUCAUAUUUCCAGACACAAUUAUAUAUGAAAUGUAUUUUACAUUUAAUUUGAUAAUAAAUAAUAUAGAUGUAA
Messenger RNA from Mytilus californianus (California mussel), 4073 nucleotides. RefSeq names its product protein amalgam-like. The coding region runs from base 113 to 1210 and encodes 365 amino acids. Gene Ontology annotation, cellular component: neuron projection. The transcript has 8 exons. NCBI's taxonomy places the organism in Eukaryota, Metazoa, Mollusca, Bivalvia, Mytilida, Mytilidae. The record is from RefSeq and is a predicted model, not a curated record.